GGCUGAGCAGAAGCACGUGCGCAUGCAGUUCGUUAGUUUUUACAUAAAAUGAUCCUCUCGAAAUGUUUUUGAUAUUUGUUUGCUUGGUUGUGCUCAAGAAUACGAUUAUGUUUCCUACACUAUUUUACACUGCUAGAAGGAGGAGACAGAGUAGGAACAUAUAAAAGCAGGGAGAAGACUGUAGUCACACAGAGCACAAACCGUACUGCACAUCCAGCGAGAAAACAGUGAAUCACUGUGGACAUCGAUCAAGCUACCUAACUAUCAAACCUUCAGAACUUUAUCCUAACUGAGCUGCAAUGGAGCCAGAGAAGAAGACUCAGACAACAUCAGAGCAGAUGACUGACAGGGAUCUGUCAGAACAAAUCAAAAAGGUGACAAAGGAUAGUCACGUCAGGGCCGAAAACACAGAACUGAUGCUCAGCUUCCAGAAGGGAAAAGUCACCCUGCCACAGUACAAGCUCCUUCUGUGCUCGCUGUAUGAGGUCUACCAGGCCUUGGAGGAAGAGCUGGACAGGAACUCUAACCACCCCAGUGUUGCACCCAUUUACUUCCCGGCUGAACUGGCCAGACUGGACGCCAUCGAGAAAGACCUGGAAUACUUCUAUGGCCAGGACUGGAGAGAGAAGAUUGUUGUCCCUGCAGCUACUAAAAGAUACUGCCACAGACUCCGACAAAUUGGUAAAGAAAACCCAGAAUUUUUGGUUGCCCAUGCUUACACUAGGUACCUAGGUGACCUGUCUGGAGGGCAGGUCCUGGGUCGAAUCGCCCAGAAGUCCAUGGGGCUAAAGGGCAGCGAAGGUCUGUCAUUCUUCGCUUUCCCCGGUGUGUCCAGCCCCAACCUGUUCAAACAGCUGUAUCGCAGCCGGAUGAACAGCGUGGAGCUGACGGAGGAGGAGAGGAACGGCGUGCUGGAGGAGGCUGUCAGAGCGUUUGAGUUAAACAUUCAGGUCUUUGAGGGUUUGCAGAUGUUGGCGAGUGUCACUGAAAACGAGCUACAGACAUGUUCAACACACUCCACACCAGUAAAUACACUCCAGAUCCCCGGAGCCAUCAUCAAAACUACCCCACUGCUCAGGAUGGUGCUCGGACUUUUUGUGGCUCUGGUCACAGUCAGUGUGGGAAUCUAUGCUUUUUAGAAAAGAUAAACAAAAAAAAUACCAUGCGUUGGUCUAUUUCUGUAAGACCAUUACAAACUUGUAAGAUUUUAAAUGACAAAAUACUGUAUAUUUUUAUGAAAGUUGAGUGUAAUGAUUUUUUAAUUCUAUUUUAUGUCUAACACGGUUAUCCAGUGUGCAUUAAAAUGUGCAAUACAUGUGCUUUUAAUCCUGUAAAUAUGUUAUCUU
Perca flavescens (yellow perch) is the source of this 1346-nucleotide messenger RNA. RefSeq names its product heme oxygenase 1b (gene hmox1b). Lineage: Eukaryota; Metazoa; Chordata; Actinopteri; Perciformes; Percidae. Bases 300 to 1139 code for a protein of 279 amino acids. Gene Ontology annotation, biological process: heme catabolic process; heme oxidation; response to oxidative stress. Gene Ontology annotation, molecular function: heme binding; heme oxygenase (decyclizing) activity. The transcript has 7 exons. The record is from RefSeq and is a predicted model, not a curated record.